This is a messenger RNA of Oryza sativa Japonica Group (Japanese rice), 1376 nucleotides long. Its product is annotated as 2-hydroxyisoflavanone dehydratase. The record is from RefSeq and is a predicted model, not a curated record. Gene Ontology annotation, molecular function: hydrolase activity. NCBI's taxonomy places the organism in Eukaryota, Viridiplantae, Streptophyta, Magnoliopsida, Poales, Poaceae.
CCGAACGCAACGCAACAGCAUCGCCACUUCACCCACCAUUCGGUCGGCCUUUACAAAUUGCCGGUCGCUUCGCUCGCCGUGCAAACCAAGCCAGCGUCGGGCCAAGCCAACGCCGACCACCGAGGCGACCGGAGAAGCGCGGCGAGGUAGGCCCCGAUGGCGGCGGCGGCGGCAGCCGGAGCGGGCGCGGACGAGGAGGUGGACUUCGAGUUCUUCCCCAUCAUCCGCCGCUACAAGGGCGGCCGCGUCGAGCGGUUCAUGAACAUCCCCCCGCUCCCCGCCGGCACCGACCCCGCCACCGGCGUCACGUCCAAGGACGUCGUCGUCGACCCGGCCGUCGGCCUCUGGGCGCGCCUCUUCCUCCCGCCUGGCGGCGGUGCUCCCCAGGGUAAGCUCCCCGUCGUCGUGUACUACCACGGCGGGGCCUACGUCGUCGGCUCGGCCGCCGACCCGUUCACGCACUCCUACCUCAACGGCCUCGUCGCCGAGGCUGGAAUUCUCGCCGUCGCGCUGGAGUACCGCCUCGCGCCGGAGCACCACCUCCCCGCGGCGUACGACGACUCGUGGGAGGGGCUCAGGUGGGUGGCCUCCCACGCGAACGGCGGCGGCGGCGUCGAGCCGUGGCUGCUCGAGCACGGCGACUUCUCCCGCGUGUUCCUGGCGGGCGCCAGCGCCGGCGGCAACAUCGCGCACUACGUCGCCGCGCGCGCCGGCGAGCACGGCGGCCUCGGGCUCAGCAUCAGGGGCCUGCUCGUCGUGCACCCCUACUUCAGCGGCGCGGCGGACAUCUGCGCGGAGGGGACGACGGGGAAGGCGGAGAAGGCCAAGGCCGACGAGUUCUGGCGGUUCAUCUACCCGGGCUCGCCGGGGCUGGACGACCCGCUGUCCAACCCCUUCUCGGACGCCGCCGGCGGCAUCAGCGCGGCGCGCGUCGCCGCCGACCGCGUGCUGGUCUGCGUCGCCGAGAAGGACUCGCUCCGGGACAGGGGCGUCUGGUACUACGAGAGCCUCAAGGCCAGCGGCUACGCCGGCGAGGUGGACCUCCUCGAGUCCAUGGGCGAGGGCCACGUCUUCUACUGCAUGGAUCCGCGCUGCGAGAGAGCGCGGGAGAUGCAGGCGCGCAUCCUCAGCUUCCUCCGCAAGUGAAGCUCCUCCACGACGCGAAGGCUUCGCCAUGAUGGAAUAAUUCUGGCGCUUUGUGAUGCCGCCAUUGUUGAGCUCGAGGGCUCCUGUAGCUUGUCGCUCGUCAGUUCAGGCAUCUUUUGUGCCAAUUGACGAUCUUAUUCUUCAAGAGUUGGAAAUCAUCGAACAAAUUGGAAAUUUCUAUUCGAAUCAUCAAUCAGUUAUCAUAUAAGAAUAAGUUGCAUUUUGCACCA